GGCCCUGAGGUGGCCGAACGUGCCGCGGGGGGAGUCGGCGCUUGGAGGACCCAAGAAUAUCUAAAGCCACGGGGAAAAUGGUGGAAAAUUCACUGUCUCCAUUGCCAGGGAGAGCGAUUUAUGGCUUUGUUCUUUUCUUAAGCUCCCAGUUUGGUUUCAUACUGUAUCUUGUGUGGGCUUUUAUUCCUGAAUCUUGGCUAAACUCCUUAGGCUUAACUUACUGGCCUCAAAAGGAUUGGGCCGUUGCUCUGCCUGUGUAUCUCCUCAUUACCAUAGUCAUCGGUUACAUCCUCUUAUGUGGAAUAAACAUGAUGAGUACCUCUCCACUCGACUCCAUUCAUAAUAUCACAGAUAACUAUGCCAAAAAUCAACAGCGCAAGAAAGACCAAGAAGAGGCCAUCUCAGCACUAAGAGAUAUUCCUAUUAGUGAAGUAAACCAAAUGUUCUUUCUUGAAGCCAAAUAACUUUACACCAAAAACUUAAUUGUAUGUGGACUAAUACCAAACAUUUAUUAUAAAUUUUUGACAUAAAGGUUUCAACCAUACUAA
This is a messenger RNA of Cervus elaphus (red deer), 548 nucleotides long. Its product is annotated as phosphatidylinositol N-acetylglucosaminyltransferase subunit P-like. Gene Ontology annotation, biological process: GPI anchor biosynthetic process. The coding region runs from base 78 to 464 and encodes 128 amino acids. NCBI's taxonomy places the organism in Eukaryota, Metazoa, Chordata, Mammalia, Artiodactyla, Cervidae. The transcript has a single exon. Gene Ontology annotation, molecular function: phosphatidylinositol N-acetylglucosaminyltransferase activity. The record is from RefSeq and is a predicted model, not a curated record.